Symbiodinium pilosum is the source of this 1377-nucleotide messenger RNA. The record is from the annotation of a GenBank genome assembly. NCBI's taxonomy places the organism in Eukaryota, Dinophyceae, Suessiales, Symbiodiniaceae.
AUGGAAUCCGGUACUACCGAAGCUACUGUGGACCCCACGUCCACGGUGGGCCGAGAGCGAAGUUCGAAGAAGACGGUGAAAGUUACUGGAAGUUUCGUCCAUUCCAAGUCAGAAGAAGCAAGUAACCGGCGCUAUGUGGCGAAGCUUCAGGCUUUCCUGAACAGCUACUACUUAGCCAACUUCAUGGCUGCUGUGGUUAUGAUCGACGCAUACUGCACCUGUGUAGACAUUGACGCAACUGCUGCCGGGGGCGCUCCGCCACAGGUUUUCGCUGUGAUAUCAGAUGCCUGCCUUGUGACCUACACUCUUGAGGUCGUGGCCUUGCUAACGACUUUUGGCUUUAGGGAGCUGGUUAACGAUUGGAUGAUGAUGCUUGAUGUGGUCAUUGUCGGCUGCGGCUGGGUUGAGACACUGAUGUCUUCCCUGGCGGAUGGAGCCUUGGGGUUCCGCACUGCUGUGCUGCGCGCGUUGCGUUUAGUGCGGAUUUUCAGGCUCAUGCGCCUGCUGAAACGGAUCCGCCCUCUGCGAGAGCUGCAUAAGCUUGUCAUGAUGAUGGCCACGUGCUUCAGGACAUUAUUGUGGUCGUUUUUGUUGUGCUUCGUGGUGAUGACGGUGUGGGCCAUGCUUUUGGUCGAGAUCGUCUACCCAAACGUCCAGGAGAUGUACCGAGAACGCGGCUUCUUCGUGGAAUGUGUACAGUGCAGGAGGGCUGUGUCUUCUGUUAUGGAUGCAAACUUGCUACUUUUCAAGACAGUGAUUGCGGGCGAUAGUUGGGGCGAGGUUGCCGUUCCAGUGAUUCAGGAGCACCCAUCCACGGCUAUCAUUUUCGUCGGAUCUCUACUGACCCUGGUCUUUGGAGUUCUAAACCUCAUUGUUGCUGUCGUGGUAGACACGUUUGCAGACGCCCGGCUCAACGACGUCCAAAAUCUUGCGGAAGAGAUGGAGGAUGAGAUCGAACAUGAUAGAAAGGCGCUGGGAAAGCUUUUCGCCAGGAUCGACAAAGAUGGCAGCGGUCAGCUAUCCCUUCAGGAGCUGAUCGAAGGAGCCCGUCACGACUCUGGCUUUCAAAGCCGCCUUCGUGUCAUGGACAUCGACGAGCAGGACUUGGAGCAACUGUUUCACAUGAUAGACAUCGACCAGUCUGGCACCAUCGAGGUGGCCGAGUUCAUCGGUCCCCUUAGCCGGUGGGCGCAUGAUUCCAAGACGGCGCCCCGGUUUAUCAAGUACAACAUGAUCCAGACGAUGCAUCUCCAAGAAGAUCUCUACGAUCUUUCUGUGGAAUGCUUCCAGAAGCUGGCUGCCAGGAUUGAUGAUCUGGCUGACCAGUUCCACCUUUCGAAGCUGGGGCAUGGUAGGCCCGGCCAGGUUUCAGCCACG